AUGAAUACAAACCCUCUCGGUACAGGACGCGAGAACCUCAUCACCAAUCUCAACGAUCUAGGCUUCGGUUUCGGGUGUACUAAUAUACCGGUUAUAAUGACGUAUCCAGAGGCCUUCCCCCUCGCUUCUGCUGAUCUUUCGGUGUGCGUCGUCUCGGCGUGGGACGCUGAUGACCCAACGGAAGGCCUGAAUGCCAGAGUCACCUAUUCAAUCGAGAAAAACGUGAUCCACGAACAGACGAACGAAGCGAUAUUCGAAAUCCAUCCGAACACGGGCCUUGUGCGAACGGCGCUCUGCUGCCUCGAUAGGGAAACGACGCCUGAAUACGAGAUCCGGGUCGUGGCGGUCGACGGAGGGAGCCUCAAAGGUACAGCGACAGUGAUAGUGCGGCUGACGGAUGUGAACGACAACUCCCCCCGCCUGACGCAGCACAUGUGGCAGGUGGAUGUGAACGAGACGUGGGGAGCCGGACCGCCCGAUGACACGUCGCUUUUGGAAAUCACUGCUUCUGACCCUGAUACUACUAACUAUUUUUAUUAUCGCGUGGUGGAGCGCAGCGGGUGGGGCUGGGAGCACUUCGGCGUGCGGGCGGAGGGCGCCGUCGGCCACCUCUACGCCCGCCAGACACUCGACUACGAGGACGACACCCACAGAAGGGGAUUCAAGUUCAUGAUCCAAGUCACCGAUAGGGGACCAGGCGGAUGGGUUGACACUCGCCACACUGACACUGCUUGGGUAUCCGUCACUCUUCGAGAUCUGAACGACAACCCACCAGUGUUUCCACGCGUCCACACCCACAUCACUGUGCAGGAGGACAUCGCUCCUGGAUCGCUCCUCGUCACACUCCCCGCUAAAGAUCCGGAUAUGGGUAGAAAGGUGAUCCUCUCAAGCGGGCAAAAUUCCACCAGCCUGAACUUUGGUCUUCGUAUUAACACGCCUUCUCAUGCCAAGAUGCUAUUUUACGUCACCCUGCCGUUAAGAGGAAGAACAAAUAACAUUUCCAUCACACUUAUAAUCACACCUUCGUCGAGCAGUAGUUAUCAUUGUAUUUGA
This is a messenger RNA of Penaeus chinensis, 1053 nucleotides long. RefSeq names its product putative neural-cadherin 2. Gene Ontology annotation, cellular component: catenin complex; plasma membrane. The coding region runs from base 1 to 1053 and encodes 350 amino acids. NCBI's taxonomy places the organism in Eukaryota, Metazoa, Arthropoda, Malacostraca, Decapoda, Penaeidae. Gene Ontology annotation, biological process: homophilic cell-cell adhesion. The transcript is spliced from 7 exons. The record is from RefSeq and is a predicted model, not a curated record. Gene Ontology annotation, molecular function: cadherin binding; calcium ion binding.